UGCUGCCACCAUAAUGUAACUAGCUUCCGUUUUUGGAAAAGCAGUUAACUUUUGCAAAAUUGCAAAAAUUUUGUCAAAAACAAGUGUCAGCUCUGUCAUUUCCUGUCACGAUGGCAAAUAUACCCCUUCUGAGCCGCAUUUUGCGCAAAUGUAAGCCCCUUAACUGCAUGCCAAAAAGGGGCAAACACCAGACUUGGUACCCCGACCCCGAAUGGAUGAGACAGUUCGACGGCCCCGUCAUGUACCCCGACGAGUUGACAUCCAAAUUCAAGCUGCCCCCUUUCAACGCAAAAUGCCCGCCCCCUGAGCGAAAAGUAACCAACUUAGUUGUCAAUUUCGGGCCUUGCCACCCAGCAGCUCACGGCUGUCUCCGCAUGAUAACAGAACUGGACGGCGAAAUGGUCCGCCACCUCGACCCCCACAUCGGCCUCCUCCACCGAGGCACAGAAAAACUAAUCGAGUACAAAACCUACAAUCAGGCGAUUCCCUACUUCGAUCGCCUGGACUACGUCUCGCCGAUGUGCAGCGAGCACGCGUUUUGUCUCGCCGCUGAAAAAUUGCUCAAUAUUGACAUUCCACGCAGGGCGAAAUUUAUCCGAGUCCUGUUUGAUGAAAUAACGCGUUUAAUGAACCACAUGGCAGCCACGUCUUUCCUAAUUUUAGACGUGGGGGGAAUCACACCGCUGUUCUGGCUGUUCGAGGAGCGCGAGAAGCUGAUGGAGGUCUACGAGAGGGUGUGUGGGGCGAGACUGCACGCGAAUUAUUACCGCAUUGGGGGCGUCAACCAGGAUUUGCCAAUCGGACUUUUGGACGAUAUUCACAAUCUUGUCUCAAAGUUCGGGGAGAGGAUUGACGAAGUCGAGGAUUUGGUCACAGAUAAUCGGCUUUUUAUCGCACGCACAAAAAAUAUCGGACGCGUCGCGGCGCAAGAUGCCCUCAAUAUGGGAUUUUCCGGGUGCAUGUUGAGAGCGUCGGGAAUAAAAUGGGAUUUGCGAAAGACUAGGCCUUACGAGAUUUACAGCGAGUUAGAGUUUGAUGUUCCUGUUGGAUCCAAUGGAGAUAUUUACGACAGAUUCCGGGUGCGAUUAGAAGAAAUGCGUCAAUCGGUCCGCAUCGUAGAGCAAGUUAUCAAUCAAAUGCCACCCGGAGAAGUUAAAUUGGACGAUCAUAAAAUUUCGCCUCCCAACAGACGCGAAAUGAAGUCAUCUAUGGAGGCGAUUAUUCAUCAUUUUAAGAUAUUUAGUCAGGGGUUUCAAGUACCACCAGGUUCCACGUACACUUCCAUAGAGCAUCCUAAAGGUGAAUUUGGCGUGUACUUGGUUUCUGAUGGCAGUUCGGUGCCGUAUCGUUGCAAAAUACGGACUCCAAGUUUUAUACACCUUUCGGCAAUGAAUCAUAUCGGGAAAAACCACUAUUUGGCCGAUGUCGUUGCGAUUCUUGCGACAUUGGAUAUUGUUUUUGGUGACGUAGACCGAUGAAUUUAGUUUUUUUGUAAGGGUGAUGAAUAAAAUAACGUUUAAAAUUA
Molecule: messenger RNA, 1525 nt
Organism: Tribolium castaneum (red flour beetle)
Lineage: Eukaryota; Metazoa; Arthropoda; Insecta; Coleoptera; Tenebrionidae
Product: NADH-ubiquinone oxidoreductase 49 kDa subunit
Exons: 7
Coding region: 111-1478 (455 amino acids)
Biological process (GO): mitochondrial electron transport, NADH to ubiquinone
Molecular function (GO): NAD binding; oxidoreductase activity, acting on NAD(P)H; quinone binding
Source: RefSeq, a predicted model, not a curated record